Molecule: messenger RNA, 885 nt
Organism: Neohortaea acidophila
Lineage: Eukaryota; Fungi; Ascomycota; Dothideomycetes; Mycosphaerellales; Teratosphaeriaceae
Product: signal recognition particle receptor beta subunit-domain-containing protein
Exons: 2
Coding region: 1-885 (294 amino acids)
Source: RefSeq, a predicted model, not a curated record
AUGGAACAGCAAAGCGUCCUGCGGGACUGGGCAACAUGGGCCUUCUCGCCCUCGCUCUCCGUCAUCGUCGUCACCGUGCUCAUCACCCUCCUUGUCCCUCUCAUCCUCCACUACCUCCUCCACCGGCAGUCCGACUCGACAGAUGUCCCUACCUUCCUGCUCAUCGGCCCAAGCGGAGGCGGCAAGACGAGUCUCUUCACUCUUUUCACCAACGGCACCCUCUCCACCACCCACACCAGUCAACUCCCGCACACGGCCACCUGCCGCCUUCCCUCCAGCACCAGCGAUUCUUCCGAUUUUGAAAGCGAAGUUUCCCCACGCAAUUCGGAAUUCGUCCUCCUCGACACCCCCGGGCAUGGCAAACUGCGGCACCAUGCACUCACCUCGCUCACUUCUCCCUCCGCUCUCAAAGGGCUUAUAUUCGUCGUCGACAGCGCGGCCGUCAGUUCUGCACAGGGUCUGACAGAAGCAGCGGAGUUCCUGCACGAUGUGCUGCUCGUGUUGCAGAAGAGGUAUGUGCGGGGCAAGAGGACGGUCGCCGUGCCGGUGUUGGUUGCGGCGAAUAAGCAAGAUGUCUUUACUUCUUUGCCCGCUGGGUUGGUGAAGAGUAGGCUGGAGGAGGAGGUUGGGAAGGUUAGGCUGACGAAGAGUAAGGGGUUGUUGGAUAGUGGGAUUGGGAUGCAGGGUGGUGCUGGAGAGGACGAUGGGGAUGAAGAGGAGGGAAACUGGCUUGGGGAGUUUGGAGCCAAGGAGUUUGCGUUCGCGCAGAUGGAGGAGUACGGAAUCGAUGUCGCCGUUGUUGGUGGGAGAUUAAAAGGCGAGGGCGAUGAGGCGGGACAGGUGAAAGAGUGGUGGGACUGGAUUGGUGGGAAUCUAUCAAGAUGA